AUGAUGUCUCUCGUUAACUCCACCAGCAUCGUACACAUCCUGUACGGAUGGUACAUCUACAUCAUCCCCAGUCUCUUCCUCGCCAUAAUCCUAGGCAUAGCCAUUCAUGACUACAUCCUCACUCUCCGCAUGCCUCCGGGCCCGCGUCCUUUACCUUUUAUCGGCAACAGACUCUCCAUCCCCCAAAACUCACCCUGGAUCCAAUUCGAGAAAUGGUCCAAAGCCUACGGUCCAAUUUAUACCCUCUGGAUGGGUAGGAGACCGACUGUGAUCAUUUCUGACCCCAAUGUGGCAGUUGAUUUGCUCGAGAAGAGGAGUAAUAAGUUCAGUUCUAGGCCACGGUUUGUGGUUAUGGGGGAGUUGUACUGGGAUAAUGCGAGUAUUCUGGUGCAGCCGUAUGGCCGCGAAUGGCAGUUACGACGGAAGCUUUUACAUCAGGCGCUUAAUCCUUCGGCGCUCAAACUGUAUAAGCCGAUCCAGGAGGCGGAGGCGACCAGGCUUUGUCAUCAGCUUCUUAUGAAUCCAAAGGCGUAUGAAGGGUUGCUCGAUCGGUUUACGUCUAGCGUGGUUUUUAGUAUUUCGUAUGGUCAUCGGAUUGACUCGAUGAAUGCGAAGGUUAUUCGUGAAAGAUUGGAGUUCAUGCAGUAUUCUGCCUCGCUUAAUGUUCCUGGAAAAUAUUUGGUCGAGAGUAUGCCUAUCUUGAAAUAUGUGCCAAAUUGGCUGGCGCCCUGGAAGAAAGCCAUUCAAGACAAGGGCCGACACGAAGCUGCAGUCAACAUGUCCCUCGUUCGUCAAGUACAAAACGAAAUGUCAACCAAAGCCGACAUUCCAGAAUCACUGACGAAAAUACUCUUACGCGCCAAAGAAGAAGACCCAGAGUCGUUCAGUAUGUUGAGCGAACGGGAUUUCUCCUUUAUCCCCGCAUCUCUCUUUGGUGCCGGCAGCGAUACAACAGCUAGCACCUUGUGCAGCGGUAUUCUGAUGCUCAUCACAAACCCCAUUACAUUACAAGCAGCGCACGCCGAGCUCGACGCAGUCAUUGGUUCGGAUCGACUGCCUACUUUCCAAGACGAGAAGAAUCUUCCAUAUAUCAGCGCAAUGUGCUCGGAGAUCCUCCGUAUUCGUCCCGUUGCAGUUCUGGGUGGUACUCCGCACGCAAACUCCGAAUCGGAUAUCUAUCAGGGAUUUUAUAUCCCCAAAGGAACGAACAUUCUCUCCAAUUCCUGGGCCAUCAAUCUCAAUCCUCGCUAUUACCCGAAUCCGCAUCAUUUCAAUCCCUUGCGUUUCUUGCCAAACAACAUCACCCCAAGCUCACUAUCCUACCUCCCCAAGGAAUACGUCGACUCAACCCCACUGGAAAAAGGAGAACCGCACCCAUCCCGCGACGGACAUAGCUCAUUCGGCUGGGGUCGACGAAUCUGUCCCGGAGCUGGUCUUGCGCGAAAUUCAUUGUUCAUUGCCGUCGCAAAGAUGUUGUGGACAUUUGAUAUUUUGCCCAUUACAGAAAAGGGCGGAUCGACAAGAAAAUAUGAUACGUUCGCGUAUACGGAAGGGUUUAACGUGCGGCCUAGGCCGUUUGAGUGUGUUAUUAAGGUCAGGAGCGAGAAGCAUGAGGCUGUUUUGAAGAGGGAGUUUGUGGAGGCGGAGCAGACGAUGGGGAGAUUUAGUGCGUUUUCUGAGUAG
Molecule: messenger RNA, 1683 nt
Organism: Talaromyces marneffei
Lineage: Eukaryota; Fungi; Ascomycota; Eurotiomycetes; Eurotiales; Trichocomaceae
Exons: 1
Coding region: 1-1683 (560 amino acids)
Molecular function (GO): heme binding; monooxygenase activity; iron ion binding
Source: RefSeq, a predicted model, not a curated record